This is a messenger RNA of Hemiscyllium ocellatum (epaulette shark), 2880 nucleotides long. RefSeq names its product eukaryotic translation initiation factor 3, subunit D (gene eif3d). Lineage: Eukaryota; Metazoa; Chordata; Chondrichthyes; Orectolobiformes; Hemiscylliidae. Gene Ontology annotation, cellular component: eukaryotic translation initiation factor 3 complex; cytoplasm. Gene Ontology annotation, molecular function: translation initiation factor activity. The transcript has 15 exons. Gene Ontology annotation, biological process: translational initiation. Bases 142 to 1815 code for a protein of 557 amino acids. The record is from RefSeq and is a predicted model, not a curated record.
CCGCGGCGCCCGAUUCCCGAUUUCCAUCAAACCUGUGUCCCGUUUGGAUUAACCUGAACCAGAGGCCGCGGAGGGAAACACGGCCCCGGGCCCCGGGCCCCGGCCCCCGGCCCUCGGCCCAUCUACAGCUUUUGGUGGAAGAUGGCCCGAUUCCUGACCCCUGUGAUCCAGGAUAAUCCGUUUGGAUGGGGACCGUGUGCAGUCCCAGAACAGUUCAAGGACAUGCCAUACCAGCCAUUCAGUAAGGGGGACCGGCUGGGAAAGGUUGCUGAUUGGACGGGAGCCACGUACCAGGAUAAGCGGUAUACCAAUAAGUACUCCUCCCAGUUUGGUGGGGGCAGUCAGUACGCCUACUUCCACGAGGAGGAUGAGAGCAGCUUCCAGUUGGUCGACACGGCCCGCACCCAGAAGACUGCAUACCAGAGGAACAGGAUGCGCUUUGCUCAGCAGAGAAACAUGCGACGUGAGAAGGACCGGCGCCAGCUGCUGCAGUUUAACAUGCAGACACUUCCGAAAAGCGCCAAGCAAAAGGAGAGGGACCGUCUGCGGCUGCAGAAGAAAUUUCAGAAGCAGUUUGGCGUGCGACAGAAAUGGGACCAGAAAAACCAGCUGAAGCCAAGAGAUUCCUCUGUUGAAGUGCGCAGUGACUGGGAGGUGAAGGAAGAGAUGGAUUUCCCUCGGUUGAUGAAGAUGAGGUACAUGGAAGUGGCGGAACCCAGUGACAUAGAGUGCUGCGGUACACUGGAGUACUAUGACAAGGCCUUUGACCGAAUCACCACCCGCAACGAGAAACCGCUGCGAAGCAUCAAGAGGAUUUUCCACACUGUCACCACCACCGACGAUCCCGUCAUCCGGAAGCUGGCCAAGUCUCAGGGCAAUGUGUUUGCCACCGAUGCCAUCUUGGCCACUCUGAUGUGCUGCACCAGGUCGGUCUACUCAUGGGACAUCAUCGUGCAGCGGGUUGGAUCCAAACUCUUCUUCGAUAAACGUGACCACUCCGACUUUGACCUCCUGACAGUCAGUGAAACUGCCAACGAGCCGCCUCAAGAUGAAGGGAAUUCUUUCAAUUCUCCCCGUAAUCUGGCCAUGGAGGCCACUUACAUCAACCACAACUUCUCUCAGCAAUGCCUGAAGAUGGUGAGGAAGGGGACAUCAAACGAUGGCGUAGAGAAGUACAAGUUCCCGAAUCCAAACCCUUUUGUGGAAGACGACGUAGACAAAAACGAGGUGGCUUCAGUGGGAUACAGGUAUCGGAGGUGGAGGCUGGGCGAAGACAUUGAUUUGAUUGUGCGAUGUGAACACGAUGGGGUCAUGACGGGUGCUAACGGCGAGGUCUCUUUCAUCAACAUCAAGACGCUGAAUGAAUGGGACUCACGGUACUGUAAUGGUGUGGACUGGCGUCAGAAGCUGGACUCUCAGAGGGGAGCUGUUCUUGCCACAGAGUUAAAGAAUAACAGCUACAAGUUGGCUCGGUGGACCUGCUGUGCGUUGCUGGCUGGGUCGGAAUAUCUCAAACUCGGGUAUGUGUCCCGAUUCCACAUCAAGGACUCAUCUCGCCACGUGAUCCUGGGCACCCAGCAGUUCAAACCCAACGAGUUUGCCAGUCAGAUUAACCUGAGCAUGGAGAACGCUUGGGGUAUCCUCCGCUGUGUCAUUGACAUCUGCAUGAAACUGGAUGAAGGGAAAUAUCUCAUCCUGAAAGAUCCUAACAAGCAAGUGAUUCGUGUCUAUAGCCUCCCCGAUGGGACCUUCAGCUCCGAAGAGGAUGAUGAGGAGGACGAUGAGGAUGACGAAGAGGAAGAUGGGACACAGUGAUAGUCACCAUGUCCUGCCAACGCUAGAUUCCAAUUUUACCCAUGGUGCAGCAAGGCUAAGGAUGAAUACAAGCGGUUCAUUGUACACUCACUCAAAACAAACACCUGCUUUGGUGUUUUUAACCUAAACCUGAACUCCUGUUGGUGUAGGGGUAGUGCUUCUCUGAUACAUCAGCCCAGUGGUCUCUAUCUGAACCUUGUGGAUCAGUGUGAGAACAUGUCCGCACUCUCUUUGUACAUGCGCUCGCUCUCUCUCUCUUCUCUUCUCCUCCCUCCCUCCCCCACCCCCCCCCCCCCCCUCCCCCCAUCUCUCAUUCACUCACACUCCUUCCUUCGCUCUGUGCAUUACCUGCUGUGCGCAUCUAACUCCAGUUAGUCCAGUCCAGGUCAGUUAUUGGGGCACUUACGGAGGAUGCCUCCCUUGGAAUCCUAUGUCCCUUGAAGUUGUGUGUUUUCUAUGAUUGAAUCUCCCACAGCUGCUUCCUCCAGGCCUGUGCUGGGGGACUAGUGGGACACACUGAUGCCCUGUGACUGAGCUGGUGUAUUGUGGGCUUUAAAUUUGACCCUCGACCCCAGAUGAAUUUUCAUAAACCAAUGAAUAGGAAAAUACAGAAUGUUCUGAACUGGAGUAGGGGAAGCAUGUGUUUAAAAUCCUAUAAAGUAAGUUGGAAACAAAUAUAGGGACGAAUAAUCAGAUCUGUUGGAUAGGGGGUUGUAGAUGCAUCGAUGGAUAUGUUGAACGUUAGAGAUGGCUGUGGGCUCACAACUCAACUCUAUGGGGAGUUUUUUUAUUCUCGUACUCUCCUGCUGUUAGACAUUCCUCUGUUAAUUUAUCCUCGUUCUUGUCCAAGUAGCCCCCUGCACCAACCCAACUCCCAUAAGGGAAUGAGAUGAGGUAAGCGUGUUCCAUCUCCUGGAUUUCUGAUCUCCCACUUGCUCCGAUUACAGGGUGCGGAAACUUUGUAAAUCUGAUGCCAGCCUCUUUUGGAAGGAGUUCAUUCUGACCGGUUUUGAAGCUGUUUAGGGAGGGAUUGAGUCUGUGUAUAAUAAAAAUGACAAAAUAUUG